AUGCCGCUCGCUCAGUCCAAAAACACCGUCGGUCUCGGAAGAGCCAUCCUUAACAGAAAGGCAAAAGAAGCAAAACAACGAAACCAGACCGAGUUCCACACCACCGAUAUCAACAAUUACGGCUCUGUGUCCAACCUUCGUUCCGUCACCCACCAGGGCGAUCUUGAGGAGUUUCUCAACACCGCCUCUUUGGCCGAUGCCGAUUUCACUGCAGAGAGGAGGAACGGUGGCGUAACCAUCAUCACGGCUCCCGACCGCGAACGAACCCGCCACAACCCUUACUUGCUUACAGGUCAGGAAGAGCAAGAGGUACUCAAAAAGCAUGUUCAGAACAAGGAGCGUCUGCGUGUUCCCAGACGUCCCGAAUGGACCAGUGCAACCACUCGUGCACAGCUCGAACGAGCCGAAAAGGACGGCUUCCUCGAGUGGAGGCGAGGUCUCGCGGAGCUGCAGGAGGGCGUUGGUUUGGUGCUCACGCCCUUUGAGAGGAACCUCGAGGUGUGGCGUCAGCUCUGGCGUGUCAUCGAGCGAAGUCAUCUCGUAGUGCAGAUUGUUGAUGCGAGGAAUCCGCUCCGCUUCCGAUGUGAGGAUCUCGAAAAGUAUGUCUCGAGUCUCGGCAUCGGUUCCACCAACGGAAUCGAAUACCUCGGAGAGCACUCGGCGGAAAAGGGGCCUAGAAGGAAUCUGCUCCUUAUCAACAAGGCCGAUCUGCUAGACGAUGAGCAGAGAAAGUACUGGGCCGAUUAUUUUGACGCACAAGGCAUUCAGUAUGCAUUCUUCAGUGCGGCCAAUGCUGCUGCCAUCCAGCUUGCCCGCGCAGAGGAAGAGGAGCGAUUGCGCCUCGAGCAGCUCAAACUCGCAGAGCCACAAGAUGACGACGACGACGACGACGAAGAUGACGAAGAUGACGAGGAGGAAGAGGAGGAAGAGGAGGAGAAACAUGUUGAUGGUGAGCUGGAAGCAUCCUCUGCUGCUGCCGACGAAACGGCCAAGGAUGCUAAGUCUCUGAUCGGCCAAGAAGCCAGCGACCGUGUGCUGGACCACUCACAGGAUGCUGUUCGCGACAGUUUGGUCGCCGAAAAGACGUCCGCACAAGAUAACACAGUUGACACUGCCGCUGCCGCUGCUGCUAUGCCCGCUACUCACGAUCCAACUCGCGUGCUCAACGUGCUCGAACUCGAGGAGCUCUUCAUGGCUUGCGCACCUUCUCUCGACGACUUUGCCAUCGAUGGCCAACCGGCACCCUCGAAACUAGUCGUUGGUCUUGUCGGAUAUCCAAACGUCGGUAAAUCAUCUACCAUCAACGCGCUGCUCGGAGAAAAGAAGGUGUCGGUCUCGUCGACCCCUGGCAAAACGAAACACUUCCAGACCAUCCAUCUCUCUCCCACAACGGUACUAUGUGAUUGCCCCGGUCUCGUGUUCCCGCAGUUUGCCACCACGUCAGCAGAACUGGUUUGUGAUGGCGUGCUGCCUAUUGACCAGAUGCGAGAGUACACUGCGCCCGCAGAAUUGGUCGCCAAGAGGAUUCCCAAAGAUAUCGUCGAAGGCACCUACGGUAUCCGAAUCGAGACGCUAACCGAAGAGGAGGGCGGUAACGGUGUACCUACCGGUCUCGAGAUGCUUACCGCCUACGCCGUUGCCCGAGGCUACACGCGUCAAGGUCAGGGCAACCCAGACGAGUCGCGUGCAGUGAGAUACGUCCUCAAAGACUAUGUCAACGCCAAACUGCUCUACAGCCAUCCACCACCUGGCAUCGAUGCGGAUCUGUACAAUGCAGCUCAACGAGAACGUGCACGUGCAGCACUCGCCGGUCGCAAAUACAAUGCGUCUACAGCCGCAAACCUCGCCGAGUACGCCGAUGCCACCAGCGGUGCUGCAGACAUGGACGACCUUGAUGCGGACCUUCAAACCGAGCUUGCCGCGCUGACGAAACGCCAAGGCUCAGGUGUGCCACGUCAAUCGGCUAAAUCCAAGGCGUUGGACUCGGCGUUUUUCGAAACCAUGGCUUCGUCCAAACCGACGAUCGUGGGAAGGACCGGCAUGCCGACUGCCGCUAUUCAGGGUAGGAUCGCGAACGACGGUUCGGUGAUUCGAAAUGGCGGUGCGCAACAGCAGCAGGGUCAGUCGAACAGCAAGAAACACAACAAGGCGAACAAGCGGAAAAAACAGCGCUCAGGUGCUGGUUUUGAUUGA
Messenger RNA from Mycosarcoma maydis (corn smut), 2193 nucleotides. RefSeq names its product putative 60S ribosomal biogenesis GTPase subunit. The coding region runs from base 1 to 2193 and encodes 730 amino acids. Gene Ontology annotation, biological process: ribosomal subunit export from nucleus. The transcript has a single exon. The record is from RefSeq and is a predicted model, not a curated record. NCBI's taxonomy places the organism in Eukaryota, Fungi, Basidiomycota, Ustilaginomycetes, Ustilaginales. Gene Ontology annotation, cellular component: cytosol. Gene Ontology annotation, molecular function: GTPase activity; GTP binding.